Molecule: messenger RNA, 6646 nt
Organism: Patella vulgata (common limpet)
Lineage: Eukaryota; Metazoa; Mollusca; Gastropoda; Patellidae
Exons: 7
Coding region: 104-6463 (2119 amino acids)
Molecular function (GO): hydrolase activity, acting on ester bonds
Source: RefSeq, a predicted model, not a curated record
GUUCGAGGCUAGCACGUGCUGCAGACUUGGCGUUAAGAUUAAACUUUUCUCUAGACUCUGGUCCAGAAAUUACCCCCCUUGAAUAGUAAAAGACAAACCAAUAAUGGAAACCAAAUCAAAUAAAAGGGUAAGUCCAGUUGGAGGAACUGUUCGAAUUUUUGCCAGGUCUGUACAAGACGUUACUGCCAACAAAACUAACAGGACUAUUAGUAGUAUUUCAUCACCGUCGAAAUCCAAUGAGAACAGCCCAAAUAAAGAUCAAGAAUGUAUAAACGAUUGUGUUGAGUCCUCGUCUAAUCCUUUUGCGGAACUGUAUCACGGCCAAACUGUUGACAGCAAAGAAAUUACACUUUCUCAAACACCCACUACAUCAAAGACACUAAAUAGUACUAUAUCUGAAAAUUCACAAUCGUCCCGAAGGUCAAUCAUAUCGCAGUUGAAUAAAAAUACUGAAAUUGAUGAAAAAGAAAAAUGUACAACGAUAAAAGUUACUCUGAAGACCAUCGUUCAUAAUGAUCAGAUCGACCCACAUGUUAAUCCUCAAUUAGAAUCGAAACAUCUAAAACCAAUAUCUGUACCAAAGAAAAAGAACUUCAACAAAGAGUUAUCUACCCAUGAAUCUAAGUCAACUGAGAAAAGAGGACAUCUACCAAUCGUAUUGACAAAUGACACAAGUCAUGAUAAACCCAAAAAUCCUCAAAAGGUGAAAGUUAAGAACAAAGUAUCAAAGAAUAAUAGUAAUCCAAAAGAUAAGGUCAAGACAAAAUCACCAAUCCACGGUAACAUAGAAAAUUCCAAACCUAGGAUCCCUAAUUAUCCCAGAAGGUCGUCUACCAGCAGUAAUAAUAGCAAUGAAUGUUCGAAAGACAUUAGAAUUUCUAAUAGAAAGAGUUGUGGUUUCCAUGAAGGCAGUUUGAAAGAUAAACAAACUUACACCAGAAAAGGCAGCUUCAAAGGUAACAGUACUUAUGCUAGAAACACUACUUACCCAAGAUGGGUACAAAAUAAAGUCAAAUCAGAAGGUGAAAACUGGAAUUUAGAAUUAAUGGAAAUAGUACCAGUACCUGGAAAAGAUCCAAUUAGAACAGAAUUUCAUAAGACAGAAAUGUUGGCUCUAUCAUCUGGAGAAGGAUCUGUUGAAAAAAUAGAUGAAGAUAAAUUGAAAGCUUUAAAUUGUGCUAACACACAAUCGAUCAAGAUCCGAUCAGUGAGUGAAUCUGACAUAAACAUAAAUAGCGAUGCUACUAAUUUCACCACCAGUCAAGCUCAAAAUUCUGCUCUAGAUGAUUGGUCUGAAAAAGCUGGCGAAUCAGGUUCCCUAAAAACUUUAAAUUGUGAAGACUCCCAGUCCAUCAGGGUCAGAUCUGCGAGUGAAUCAGGCAUAAUCAUAAAUAGCGAUACUACUGACUUUACCACCAGUCAAGAUAAAACUCAAAAUUCUGCGCCAGAGAAUUGGUCUGAGAAAGCUGGCGAAUCGGGUUUCCUAAAAACAUUAAAUUGUGAAGAUAUUCAAUCCAUCAAGAUCAGAUCUGUUAGUGAAUCAGACAUAAAUCUAAAUAAUGAUACCGGGAGAUUCAAAGACUUAAACCAAGAUAAAAUUAAAAAUGUAGCACCUGAGGAUUGGUUUGAAAAAGCAGAUGAGUUGAGGCCUUCUGAAAGUUUACAAAAUGAAGACACCCAAUCCAUCAAAGUCAGGUCUGUGGGUAAAUCUAGUAAUUUCACUUCACAUGAAGAUAAAACACAAAAUUCUUCACAAGAGAAUUGGUCUAAAAAGAGGGAUGAGUUGGGUUCUGUAACAGUUUUAAAUUGUGAUGCCACUACAACAACUUUAAACCAUCAAUCUUUAAAUCAAGAUAGUAUCCACAAUUCUACACCAAGUGAUUUGUCAAAACAAGCAGAUUUCCCUGAUUCCAUAAAAACAUUGGAUACUGAAGGAUCUCAAAAGUUUUUUCAACCAUCACAGAACCAGUCAAAGAGUGAAUGCACCAAAAAUGGCCAUUCUACACCAAAUGAUUUGUCAAAACAAGCUGAUGUCCCUGUUGCCAUAAAAACAUUGGAUACUGAAGGAUCUCAAGAAUUUUUUCCACCAUCACAAUACAAAUCACAGACCGAACACACCAUGAACGACAAUUCUAUUUGUUUCACAGAAAAAAAAACAUGCUCGAAUAAAGACAAUACUCCAUGUUCUAAUUCUGCAUCAGAGGAUUGGUCCAAAGAAAUAAUUGCAGAUCUUGGUCAACCUUCCUCUUUUGACCCAUUUCCAGAUAAAAAUGGAAAUGUCCCGGCUGAAAAUGACCGGAUUACUGAACUUGAACCAGAUAAUUGUAAUUUAUCUAAGCCAAUUGUAAAUGUAAAUGAUAAUUCAGAUCAAAGUUUAAUAAAUAUUGAAGUAACUGAUGAUAAUUUAAAUGAUAAUGUAAAAGGAGCAACUGAUUCAGACAGUGUUAUAUAUUUGCAGGAAUGUGAGCCACCAGAAAAUCGCAAAUUGAGACCAAUCCAUGCUCGGGGUGGAAUCCAGCCACCUACUUCCUGCCGUAGAAAAGCUUAUUCAGUCUCGGAUGAUGACGGAAAAAUUAAACCUCAUCCUCUGUCUGUUUAUUUUGAUGAAGAUUGGUGUAAAUUGCAACUGGAAGCUAAAAAAGAAACAGAAAAUCCAAAUACCGAAACACAAAACACUCAUGUCCUGGAUGGAAACGUUGAAUCGAGAUUUAGUCAAGAUUAUCGAAAAAAUCAGUUUAUCAAGGAACAGCAACCAACAGUUGAUAUUGUUCAAGUGUCACCAACAAAACCCUUUUCACCUCAAAGUUCAACUCUAAAGAGAGGUUCAAGAAAUCAGAAGGAAGAUUCAAAAUUCCUUCCAAUACGAACUGACAAAUCAAUUGACGAGAAAUUAAAAAAACUGGAUGAAAGUUUUGGAUUUAGACGACCUAAAUCACAUAGCAUUUCAGAUAAGAGGCAAGAUUAUCAAAGGAAUAAAUUCAAACCACGGAAUAUUCAUAAUAACAGGAGUAAAUUUGACUCUGAAGAUUGGACAUCAGAACUGCUGGAAGUUCCCGCUAUUAGUUCCACAAAAAUUAAAGACGACUCUCAAGUAUGGCCAAAGAACGAUACUUGUAUGGAAACUUAUAUUACAGUUGAUGAUUUUGAUAAUCGUAACGAUGAUAUUUCAGAACAGUAUGAAAUUAACAAAAACAAAAAAGCUUCCCUACAUGUACAUCAAAAGGAGAAUAAAAAAAUUGGUGACUCCUGCCUGAUAUACUGUGAAGACAAGAAACCUUACAAAGUAUCUAAUAUUGUCAAUAGUGCUAGUUUAUCCUCCAGCGUCCAUGAUAGUGCUGCUUUGUCAUCUAGUGCUUAUAAUAGUGAAUCAUCAGUGGCCAUACAUAGUGAGAGAAAACAUGAAAAAGAAAGAAUAGUUAUUGAUGAUGCAUCACAUGUGAAAGCAAGAUCAAAGCCUUCCAAAUGCUCUUCACCAUUGAAAAGAAAGGAUGCAAAGAUGCUAUCAUCUAAUAUUGACAUUUCAAAUAUUGUAAUCAGUGAUGACAUAUCAGAUUAUAGUAGUAUAGUGUCAGAUAAUGAUGUUGACAAAUUUGUUCAGACUUCUCACAAAACUUUUAAAAUACCAGAUUCUGAUGACAUAGAACAUUGCUCGCAAAGACAUUGUGUGUCAUCAGACAGUCGUUCACCAAAAGACAAAAUGAGAAAACAAUAUAGUCCAGAGAGAACAGCUGCAGUUAUGUCUACAUGUAGCUCGUCAACUGAAUUGAAUAAGCAUUCAUCAGAUUAUUCUCCCUCAAGGCAACCCAGCAGAGACUCUGGCUUUUAUGGGAAACAUGGUCCAGCACCAGAACAUUGUGAUUAUAACUUCUAUCAACAUGGAAAACCACCUGUAUUUGACCCCAGGAUGUUCAACCCUUAUCUUCAAGCACCAGGUAACUGGAUGCCCUUUUAUCCCUACAAUUACAUGUGUCCACCUUAUUAUCCCUGUGAAUAUGAUCUGUCUCUCGCACAAAAUCCUCCAAAAGAAGAACGUGAAAAUCAUCCAAACAAAAAACCAGAAAUAAUUCCACAAGAAACAGAAAAUAAAACACAAGACGCCAGAAAAAUCAAAUCUGAAGAUCAUGAAAAUGAUAAAUUGGACAGGAAAGAAGAUAAACCAGAGAUGGACUUGUGUUCUUUAAUAACUGUUCCGUUAAGUGAAAUUAGUGACAUUGAACAAGCCAAGAACUUAUUACAUUAUGUCAAAAAUUCUGUAAGUCGAAUAACGGACGCUACUGGGUUUUACUAUAAAGCUUCUUUAGAACAUGAUGUGCCAGUUUUACAUGUUGGUGCAACAACUAACAAAAAAAAUUCUUUGUCAGAACAGAAAACAAAACCUUGUCGUAGUCAUUCUUCUGACAUUGGUCGUGAAAAGGAGAAACACAAACGGAGACAAACUCGUCGAAAUUCUUCUACAUCUCUAGAUGCUAGGUGCACAGGAAAUAGAAAUAAUAAGUCAAACUUUUACUCAUUGUCUCAAUCACCUGAUUCUGGUAGAACAGUAGAAUUUUUAUCCAGCCCACCAAGCACCUAUCAUUAUCAACCUAGAUAUCCGAUACCAGAAUCACUUUUACAUCAUGGUUCCCCACCAAAAUCACAAUCAUACACUGGACAACCUAGAUUUCAACAUCAGGGUUUCACACUACCAGAUUUUGACAGCUACGAUUCAUCUAGAAACUACAGAAAUAAUUGUGAUAUGUAUAUGAACCAAGACAGUACAAAGAUGAAUGAAGUUCGAUCUUUGAAUUCUAGUAUUGUUAGCUACGAUUUAACGGACGAAGAUGACAGUUAUGAUGAAGAUGGUGGGUUCAAUUCUCAGAAAUUCAUCAGAGAAGUUAAACAGGUACUUGAUAGUGAUGGGGAUGUGACAGAAUUUGAUCCUCAUAGAAAGGUCAAAAGCACAGAAUGUGGGUCUGCUUACAACGAAGAAUUUCCAGAACUAAGUAAACAGUCAGGUAAAUCAAAACCUCAGGUCGAUCAUCGAUUUGUCGAGAAGAAAGGUAAACGAAGAAUCUGUGAACCACUGUCAGAUAAACAGUUCCAGAAGGAAAAUAAUCCUGUGACUUGCCGUCAGUCCGAUUUGCAAAAUGUUAUUCAAUCUAUCAAUAGUCGUUAUGUACCACCACAUAAAAGAAGAUUUUCAGAGGAUUCAGAAUCGUAUUCAAGAUCAUUCACUAAGUUUGGGCAGUUUAAUGAUAUUAAUCCAAACUCUUCACGGCAAAGCUGGGAGAACAAUUCCAGGAGGUCUUCUGAUCAGUGUGCUGGUGGAGAUGUAAGAGAUAGAUCACCAAAUCUUCUGAAUCGUAAUUGGUCACGAAAUUUAGUAGCAGCAGAUGGUUUAUCCACUAGUUCAAAUAGGUACGAAUGUAAGUCAGAUCCGUAUGCAAAGCCAACAUUUCAAGCUGACAAAGGCCGCUAUCAGCAAAAUUUUGAUACAAAAACAUUUGUUAAUUCUUUUUAUGGGCAGCAUGAUAGAAGGUCAUCUGAAUCCAACUCCUCUUCCAGUUACUCAUCUCGAUUACAGUACGAUAACAGAUUACGUUCAAAUACUGGUGUCUUGACUUCUGCAAACUGGAAGUUUAGAUUGAAUCAAAGAUGUCAAUAUUAUAAAUCUACCUUCAUUGAUACUCAUUGCCAUUUAGAUUUUUUAUUUGAGCGACUAGAGUACAAUGGCAGCUACAAGGAUUUCAAAGAAAAGUACAGUGAUAGUUUUCCACAGAAUUUCGAAGGCUGUAUUUCUAUUUUUUGUAACCCUAAGAGUUUUAAACAUUCUGGAUUGUGGAUGGAAUUUGCUGAGGAAGAAAAUGUAUGGAUGGCUAUGGGCUGUCAUCCUAAACAUGCUAGUUCUUUUGAUCCUAUCGCUGAGGAAAAUCUCAAAUAUAUUAUUAAUCAUCCUAAAAUAAUUGCCGUGGGUGAAAUAGGACUUGACUAUUCCAGUUACCAUGGUAAAUUUGAAGCAAUACAAAAGGUAGUGUUUACUAGACAACUAAAGUUGUGUUUAGGGGUGAAGAAACCAUUAGUUAUACAUUGUAGAGAUGCUGAAGAUGAUUGUCUUAAAAUUAUGGAAGAGAUAAUACCCAAAAACUACAAGAUACACUGUCAUUGUUUUACUGGUUCAUAUGAACAAGCGAAAAGAUGGUUGGAAAUGUUUCCUAAUUUAUACCUUGGUAUAACUCCGGUUGUUACAUAUUCCUCAGCUACAGCUAGUCAUGACUUAGCUCGAAAAAUACCACUUAACCGUCUACUCCUUGAAACCGACUCUCCAUAUUUUGUCCCAAGAAACUUAAAUAAAGAUGAACACAAAGUAUCAUUACCUGGAUUUGCUAUAGUUGUAGCAGAAGAAGUAGCCAGAUAUCAAGAUAUUACAGUUGAACAAGUUCUCAUACAUUGUAGACAAAAUACUAAAACAUUGUUUGGAAUUUGAACCAUUUAAUUGAGAAUGUAUCCUUAUUCAUAAAUUAGUAUUUCAACCAUAAAAAUUUCCAUAGCGAAGUUCAUAGUGCUACACUAAAUGUUGUAAAUUCUAGUCUCAUGAAGUUAUUCAAUAUAUGUAACCAGUGACGACAAACUGAGUUAGAAGUCAAAUUGAAUAAAAAUGUCAAAUACA